AUGCGACUCUCGACCUGUACCAACGACGAUACCCUAGGCCCCAGUGUAUCGGGCUGCCGAGGCGACUUUGACUUCACCGUCAGAUUUGAGCAGCUUUUUUUCUCUAUUAUCCCUUCAGCACUCCUCGUCGCAGCCGUGGUCUGGAGAGCGGCAUGGUCAGCUCGGAAGCCUAUCAUUGUCCACGCUCCGACAUUCCUGUCUAUAAAACUUGGAGCUAUCGCACUGUAUGCGUUGCUCAAGUUUGUGCUUCUCAUCCUGGUUGCAACCGGCCCCUUCGUGAGAACACAUGUCUCCAUCGCCUCCAAUGGUUUGCAAUUGGUGGCGGCAAUGUGCAUGUUCACUAUCUCGUUGCUCGACCAUGGCCGGUCAGCCAGACCCUCAGUACUGCUGAGCACAUACCUUUUUUUCACGCUACUUCCUGAUAUCGCUCAAACCCGUACGUUCUGGCUUGUUGCAGAGAUCGAGCAUGAUACGGCGCAUGCUGGUGUCUUCACUGUCUCAGUGUUGUUGAAAGUCUUCAUCCUUUUCCUCGAAGCUCAGCAGAAAACUAAGUGGGUGGACUGGGGUACUGAAGAGCCACACAGUCCGGAAGAGACCAGUGGUAUUUACAGUAUUGGACUCUUUUCUUGGCUAAACAGCCUUUUUUUCAGUGGUUACCGAAAGGUCCUACGCAUGGAGGAUCUAUAUCCCUUGGACCGUGCCGUUACGGGUGCUAAUCUCUACAGACGAUUUCAAAUGCGCGCAGACUACGCCAAAAUGAAGGGUACUACCUAUGGCCUGGCUAAAGCGGUGGCUCGAACACUGCUAGUUCCAAUGCUGCUACCAAUUCCGCCCAGAGUUGCCUUGAUCUUCUUCAAGUUCUGCCAACCAUUUCUGAUCAACUCCAUCCUUGAUGUCAUGUCUGGGCCGUCGACCGAGGAGUCUGUCAAUUAUGGAUACGGUUUCAUCGGAGCCACUGCACUCAUAUACUCUGGGCUUGCCGUUUCUACAGCUCUUUACUGGUAUUUUCAUAUCCGAGCUUUUCAAAUGGCUCGUGGUAUUCUUAUUGCCGCCAUCUACGCCAAAACUACAGAAGCACAGAUCGGCAUAGGAGAUUCGAGCGCACCUGUGACUUUGAUGAGUGUCGAUAUCGAACGUAUCAGCUUCGGUUUCGAAUCCCUUCAUGAGAUAUGGGCUGCCAGCAUAGAGGUCGGUCUAGCUAGCUAUCUACUCUACAAUGAGCUUGGGAUUGCGUUCAUCGCGCCCAUCGUGACUCUGAUCAUCUGCUUCUUGAUCAUGUCUGUACUGGUCAAAUAUACGGGUCAAGCACAAAAGGGUUGGAUGACUCGGGUCCAGAAGCGUGUCGGCCUUACUGCUACUGUCAUCGCAAAUAUGAAGAACAUAAAAAUUGCUGGAUUGGUGGGGCCUAUCUUCCAUUCCGUCCAAAAUGCUCGGAUUGACGAGUUAAGAGGGAGCAGUCGCGUCCGGAAACUGGCUUUGAUCGGCAUCAUCGUUUCUUGGGCACCCUUUCUCAUUUCUCCCGUCGUCACCUUCGCUGUUACCGAGCGGUCCCUGGACACCGCAAGAUUGUUUACCGCGUUAUCAUACCUCGUCCUGCUGGCAACUCCUCUCACUGUGGUCCUCAAGGUCGGUCCUAAAUUGGCAUCGGGAUUCGCGUGUUUGAGUCGUAUGCAAGCUCAUCUGGAGCGCAACAGCCGAGGCGACUUCCGGGUGGUCUCGCUUAACACCACAGAGUCCACGGAGAAGGGGUCAAGCAUAGUCCCACCUUUGGACAACGAUGAACAGACUCGUCCACGGUCUGCCAUUGUCGUUACUGAUGGGACUUUUGGAUGGGAAGAGGGGAAAGCGGCACUCGUGGGCAUAAACAUCCGCAUUCCCAAAUCAUCUUUGACAAUGGUCGUCGGGCCGAUCGGGUCUGGGAAAUCUACUCUGUGCAUGGCGCUCUUGGGAGAAAUCCCUUACCAUCAAGGCAAAGUCAUUUGGAGCAACGGAAUCGGUCGAGUGGCUUAUUGCGAUCAAUCGCCUUUCUUGUCGAAUUGCUCGAUUCGGGACAACAUCGUCGGCUUUUCGCCAUUCGAUGAGGAAAGAUAUGCCAGUGUUAUCAGCGCAACAAUGCUUGAGACUGACUUGGAGAUAUUGCCCCGAGGCGAUAGCACCAAGGUUGGCAGCAACGGGAUCAUUCUUUCUGGAGGCCAACGACAACGCAUUUCGUUGGCUCGGGCUUUAUACCUGCAAACGGACAUGCUCAUCUUCGACGACGUGCUUGGUGGUCUCGAUGCUGACACCGAAGAGCAAGUCUUUAGACGUGUCUUUGGCGCCAAAGGUAUUAUCCGAAGUCGUCAAGCCACUGCAGUGCUCUGUACACACGCUGUCCGACACUUACCAUCCGCCAAUAAGAUCAUUGCUCUUGACACCAAAGGCGCUGUCCUCGAGCAAGGCACUUUUGAGGAACUGGUUGCGAAUGGAAAGUACGUCCACAGCCUUGGUGUAAAGGCCACGGAGAGCGACACCAUUAGUGAGACAGCCGAGGCUGAAGAAACAUCCGAGCAACCCAGACUUGCGGCUUCGCGGAAAGUAGUCACACUAUCUACGAACAACUCUGACGUACCAAACACAGCACGACAACAAGGAGAUCGAAGGGUUUACAAACACUACUUCAAGAGCAUCGGUCAUCUCGUCGCCGUUACUCAGUUGGGGCUAACCGCUGUCUUCGGCUUUUUAUACAAUUUUCCCACUAUCUGGCUCAAGUUCUGGAGCGACUCCGCCUCCGCAGAGCACCCAUCGCACUCCUCGGGAUACUACGUUGGCAUAUACGGCUUGCUCAAUAUCUGUUGUCUACUCUCUAUGGUUUCAGUUGCAUAUCUUGUGUGGGUGCUUGCUGUCAGAAGGGCUGGAGCCAAUCUGCAUCGCGAAGUGUUGCGCACGCUGAUCCGUGCUCCUCUACGAUUUUUGACCACUACUGAUCAAGGAGUGAUCACGAACUUGUUCUCACAGGAUCUCAACCUAGUUGAUACCGAGCUGCCCAACAACUUACUCAAUACGUUAUAUAACCUCACCAUCGCUGUAGGGCAAGCGGCAGUUAUGAUUACUGCGACGCCCUACAUUGCCGCAAGCUACCCCUUCAUCAUAGCUCUGAUGUGGUCGAUUCAGAAGGUCUACCUUCGGACCUCCCGACAGAUGAGGAUGCUGGAUCUCGAGGCAAAGAGCCCUUUAUACACCCACUUUCUCGACACAACUAAAGGGAUUGUAACGCUCCGUGCAUUUGGUUUCAUUUCCAACGACUGCGCCAAGAAUAUGGAACUGCUUGACGAGUCGCAGCGUCCAGCUUAUCUGCUCUUCAUGCUACAGCAAUGGCUUACACUAGUGCUCAAUUUCGUCGUCAUGGCACUAGCGGUCCUGCUCGUCAGCCUCGCCGUGAAUCUGCGGUCCAACUCAGGCUUCACCGGUGCAUCAUUGGUCACGCUGAUGAGCUUCGGAGAUUAUCUCUCCAGCAUCGUGAUGCAGUGGACGAAGCUCGAAACUUCGAUUGGUGCCAUCGCGAGGUUGCAAACCUUCAAUAACGCGGUCAGUCCGGAAGACAAGAGUGAAGAGACCCUCAUUCCAGGCGAGGAGUGGCCAAUGAAUGGGCAAAUCGACGUGCGAGAAGUCUCAGCCAGUUAUGAUGACCCUAAGGAAUGUGGAAAAGUGUCCAACCUCGUGAUCAACAAAGUCAGUCUCUCCAUCGCACCCGGGGAGAAAGUUGCGAUUUGCGGACGUACUGGCAGUGGAAAGUCCAGUAUGUUCGCUCUACUGCUCAAGCUUCUCGACCCUUGUGAAGACACCCUUGGACGGGUGCAUAUAGACGGCACGCCACUUCAUCUCAUUGACCGGACAACGUUGCGCCUCCGCCUGAUAGCAAUCCCUCAGGAAGCCGUGUUUCUGCCGGACGGCGCCAGCUUCAAGCAGAACCUGGAUCCCUUCGACAUGGCGGACGCCGAUGAAUGCUGCGCCGUCCUGAGAAUUGUCGGUCUAUGGUCGCUGAUCGAAAGUCGGGGCGGCCUGGACGCGGCGAUGACGUCUUGCACCUUCUCCCAGGGCCAACGCCAACUGUUCUCAUUCGCGCACGCGGUCCUGCGGCGGAGAAUGCGCUCUCGGCGCCUCGGCGCUGGCGGCGUAGGCUCUCAAGGCGGCAUCCUUUUGCUGGACGAAGUUACAUCUUCGGUCGACCAGGAAACGGAACGAGUGAUGCAGGAGAUCAUUGCGACAGAAUUCAAGGAUUACACAGUCGUCGCAGUCAGCCACCGCCUCAGCACGAUCAUGGAAUUUGACAAGGUCGCCGUCAUGGACCACGGCAAGAUCGUCGAGGUGGGCAACCCCCUGGCACUGGUCAAGACUGACAAUACAAGGUUCGGCAGCCUGUGGAAAGCUGGAGGAGGCUAG
Messenger RNA from Fonsecaea multimorphosa CBS 102226, 4419 nucleotides. RefSeq lists its product as uncharacterized. Gene Ontology annotation, molecular function: ATP binding; ATP hydrolysis activity; ABC-type transporter activity. NCBI's taxonomy places the organism in Eukaryota, Fungi, Ascomycota, Eurotiomycetes, Chaetothyriales, Herpotrichiellaceae. The transcript has 6 exons. Gene Ontology annotation, cellular component: membrane. The record is from RefSeq and is a predicted model, not a curated record. Gene Ontology annotation, biological process: transmembrane transport. The coding region runs from base 1 to 4419 and encodes 1472 amino acids.